AUGCCGAACUAUGAUGAAGAAGAACGCGAUCUAAGCUGGGAAAAGCCCAGCUGGGCCAAGAAUGGGCCGGCCCUACGUGCUACAGGACGAGCCGACCAGAUGAAAGGCGGUGACUUGGCAUCUCCAAUCACCAAUCUUCCCCACCAGAAGGAAGACGGACCCUUUGAGAAGCCAGAAUGGACUGGAACCGUAAGCCAAAAGGUGCAUCCAUCGCAGGACUUGGCCAAACCCAUCACCUCACUCCCCCAUGGAGGUGCAGGCUCAAGUUUGGCUUUUGAAAAGCCGAGCUGGACAAAGGAAUCGAAUGUCAAGAUUACAAAAAAAGGAGAAGCAAUGAAGUCCGGAAAGGAGAUUGCGCGGCCCAUCGGCGGCAUCAAACCUGUGGAAAGUUAA
Phaeodactylum tricornutum CCAP 1055/1 is the source of this 393-nucleotide messenger RNA. RefSeq lists its product with no specific name. NCBI's taxonomy places the organism in Eukaryota, Bacillariophyta, Bacillariophyceae, Surirellales, Neidiaceae. The coding region runs from base 1 to 393 and encodes 130 amino acids. The record is from RefSeq and is a predicted model, not a curated record. The transcript has a single exon.